CACUAGUCCCUUAAUUACACACACAAUCUCAAACCAAAUAUCCUCUGCAGAUACAUCAAUAUCAAUAUCAUUCAUCACCAGGCAAAGUGUAUUUGAAUUGCCAUGGCCUCCUACUACAAGUCCUUCAUCAUGGCCUUCUUUUUCAUUGCUAUUUCCUUCUCAGGCAUGGACAUUAGCAUAGCAGCUCGCCAUCUUCUGCAGACAGCUCCAGUUACACCAACUCUACCAAAACCAACAUUGCCAACUCUGCCUCCAUUCCCAACAUUGCCUACUCAGGGAGCCAAUCUUCCACCUUUGCCUACAAUGACAAUCCCAUCUCUUCCUACAAUUCCCACAAAUAUUCCAACUCUCCCAAAGUCCACUCUGCCACCACUUCCUGCAGUCACUUCACUUCCAACAAUCCCCACCACCAUGCCAACCACCAUCCCAAAGUUCGCUCUGCCACCACUUCCUGCAGUCACUUCACUCCCAAACUUCCCCACAAUCCCAACCACUAUGCCAUCAAUCCCUUUCUUUUCUCCACCACCUUCCACAACCAGCCCCUGAAUUCAUUAAUGAAGCUACUCUAUGUGCUUAAUUUGGAUAACUAAGCACUAAUCUUUGGGGUUCGGUUCUGGACUUCACUGAUUAAUUAGCUGAUCAACUCCUUUCUACUAUACAUGUUGUUUACCUAUAUAUUACUGUGUUAUUUGUAGUCGUUUUUUCCCUUCAUUCUUGUAUGCGUGGCGUGGGAUUAUUGUAUUUUUCUUCAUUACUUCAUGUAUGUACUUGGAGACCUAUUGUUAUACAAUACACUAAAAAUUAUGUUUGAUCUUCAUAAAAA
Molecule: messenger RNA, 823 nt
Organism: Lotus japonicus
Lineage: Eukaryota; Viridiplantae; Streptophyta; Magnoliopsida; Fabales; Fabaceae
Exons: 1
Coding region: 103-546 (147 amino acids)
Source: RefSeq, a predicted model, not a curated record